ACGUUUUAUUAUUAAUACUAUUAUUAUAAAUAUAUAUCCGUGUCCGUUCGGUGUUGUCCAUGGCUGCUGCUGUUUUCAUCCGAAGACGUUCGAAUUGAUCGGCCGCGGCCAUGGGGGUUUUUUCACCUCGAUUAAUUCACAUUGGCUGGCCCGUCGCGGCCAAUGUGUUGGUGUGCGUUCCAAAGUUAUUGACAAGUAUAUACCUAUACACUAGCCGCCCACAGCCGCAGGGCCACUUGGAAUAGUUGGCCCGUUCUGAUUAAAUCAAUACAUUUUAUACUGUUAUGAUAUGAUGUAAUCGCCUCGGAUGAAUGAUUUUUUUCUUUUAGAAACAGACAGUUAUUACAAUACAAUACAUAAUAUUAAUUAUUAGGUGAUUGAAAUUACCAACAUGUCUGAAAAUAGUGCUAUUCCUGAAGGAACAACCAUAGUGUUAAGUGAUGGAACCGAAAACACUAUGACUAUUGGAACCGAUCACAUCAAACUCGAGGCUUCUGCAUCAGGAACGGAAAAUAUUACCGAUAUUCAAAAUUAUUUAGAUUCGUUCAACAAAGAAAUAGAGGGUAAUGAUGGAACACACGUCACAGCUGACGGGGAAUCGGUGGAACAUGCCUAUUUCAUUGAUCAAAAUGUUCAAUACUACUAUCAAACAACGACUGGAGAUGGUCAAAUGGUUAUGGUUGGAGGUCUUACCGACCAAGAUGCCCAAUUGAUGUCUGAAACAAACGAUGCUAACCUGGAACUAGUUAUUCCUGGCCAACAAGAUAAAAAUAAAAAGGAUCUCACACAAAUUGUAUCGUUGGCUGAUGGCAGUGGGUAUCAAACGGUUACUCUCGUCCAAGCAGAUUCUGAAGCCAACAAUUACGUUUUAUAUGUCGUAAAACAACAAAAUGACAAAGCUGAAAUGUCAAAUAUGAGCAUGGAACUGUCUCAAGAAGAUCCGGAUGAUCCUGACGAUCCCAAUAUGAGUAAUGUUUACGACUUCAAUGAUGGCGAAGAUCCGGCUUUGCAAAAGAAAACCAUUAUAGAUUCUCCUGAAGAAGACGACAAAUCAAAAAUAGUGAAAAUACCCCCGAAGAAGUCGCAAACAGUGACUCAAGCUCAUAUGUGCAAUUAUUGUAACUACACUACCGGUAAAAGAUAUUUACUGUCUCGUCAUAUGAAGUCACAUUCCAAAGAACGUCCUCACAAGUGUACAGUUUGUGAACGUGGCUUUAAAACCCUGACGUCUUUGCAAAAUCACGUAAACACUCAUACAGGGACCAAACCAUAUCAAUGCCGUAGUUGUCCCAGUGCUUUCACUACAUCAGGUGAACUCGUAAGGCACGUCCGUUACAAACACACACAUGAAAAACCUCAUAAAUGUACUAUAUGUGAUUAUGCCAGUGUCGAGCUCAGUAAAAUGAGAAACCAUAUGAGAUGUCACACCGGUGAACGGCCAUACCAGUGCCCGCAUUGUACGUACGCAAGUCCAGAUACAUUCAAAUUAAAACGCCAUUUACGUAUCCACACUGGAGAAAAGCCCUAUGAAUGUGAUAUUUGUUUUUCUCGAUUCACCCAAUCCAAUAGUUUGAAAACUCAUAGACUUAUUCAUAGCGGAGAAAAACCAGUGUUUAAAUGUGACCACUGCCCGGCCACAUGUGGUCGAAAAACCGAUUUGCGUAUACACGUUCAGAAGCUACAUACCUCAGAUAAACCUAUCAAGUGCAAACGAUGUGGCGAAACUUUUCCUGAUCGUUAUAAGUAUAAGGUGCAUUGUAAAUCCCACGAAGGUGAAAAAUGUUAUAAAUGCGAGUUGUGUCCUUAUGCUUCUAUGUCUCAGCGUCAUCUCGAAACUCACAUGUUAAUACAUACAGACGAAAAACCAUUCCACUGUAAACUCUGUGAUCAGUCUUUUAGACAAAAACAAUUGUUGCGUCGUCAUCACAACUUGUACCAUAACCCUGCGUACAUCCCACCUCCGCCGCACGAAAAAACCCAUCAGUGCAAUACUUGCCAACGAUCGUUCAGACACAAAGGAAAUCUUCUGAGACACAUGGAAGUACAUAUGCAAGAGGCCAAUCCUCAGAAUCGAAACAGCGCAAUGAAGCAAAGAAUAGAAUACACAGAUUCGACAAACGAAGACGAGUCCGAGGAGGAUACGAGUAUUCCGACGAGCGAAACUGGAGUUGUAGCAGUCGAAGGUGAAGACGGACAACAAUAUGUAGUAUUAGAAGUGAUUCAAUUGGACGGUCAAGGUCAAAUGGACGGAUACACAUCGACUAACAUAUCCAUUCAGCAAUCCGACGAAUCACCGGUAGAUCAAAAAGAUUUGACUAUUCUGAAAACUGCGUCUCUUUCUGAUGUCAAAGAGGAAUGUGGCGAUGGUGUAGACAACUGUUUUGGAUUUGACGACGAAGAGGAAGAAGAAGAAACCACCAAUUCUGGUGGAUAGAUUGUGGUUUCUUUGGUUAAAAAUGAUUUUUAUUAUUGCCUAUCCAGUUUUAGCGAAAUGUUUUUUUAAUUUACUAUUAUGUUAAAAUAAUUUAUUGAUCAAACAAAUAUUUUUUUUUAACACAUUUUGAGUUUAAAUUUAUGAUAAUGGUUUUAAAAUUCAUAUAAGUGAUGUAUUUGAUGAUUUUGCAAAUUAUUUACAUCAAACACUUAUUUAUUGUAAAUUUAUUUACUUUUUCGUUCCAAUUUAGCUAAAUGUGUGUAACGUUUUUUUU
Adelges cooleyi (spruce gall adelgid) is the source of this 2708-nucleotide messenger RNA. Its product is annotated as transcriptional repressor CTCFL-like. Lineage: Eukaryota; Metazoa; Arthropoda; Insecta; Hemiptera; Adelgidae. The record is from RefSeq and is a predicted model, not a curated record. Gene Ontology annotation, molecular function: RNA polymerase II cis-regulatory region sequence-specific DNA binding; DNA-binding transcription activator activity, RNA polymerase II-specific. Gene Ontology annotation, cellular component: nucleus. Gene Ontology annotation, biological process: regulation of transcription by RNA polymerase II. The coding region runs from base 392 to 2434 and encodes 680 amino acids. The transcript has 15 exons.